AAGGCCUCUUAAGAAGAAAGCAUUAUCCUGUAGGAGGAAAUCGUUUUUUUUUGGCGUGAUCUUUGCAAAAAAAAGGCCAUCCGUAGAGAGUCAAGUUCGGACCGUCCAGGAAUCAAUCAUAGGCCUGUUUGCCAUGUGAUACGGGUAAAUGUACCAACCACGUGAUGCAUAUCGAAGCUGUUGUGUCUGUAUUUGAAACGGACUCGCGGCACUGGCUAAGCAGGCUUAACAAUUAAGCCAAAGGUGAGAGAACAAGUCCGCUAUUAAUUCCUACAGGACUAAUGACUUAAGCUUAUUAACUGGGAGAUAAUAUGACACAUAUAAACUCGUCUAUCAGCGGCAUUGUUGUUGUCUACCGUUUAAUUAACGACUAGGAAAUGAAAAAAAAACGAGAAAAACUGAAACGUUUGUUCUACAACUCCAUACUUUCUUGGAUGCAUGGCAAAGACGAAGGACAAAAUUGGAUGUUCCAACUUUCGAACUAAUGGUUUCAGUAUCAGCUCACCCACAAGGCAAAUUUCUAGUAAUAAAAAUGUAAAUCAGAAAACCUCUAAAAUAGCCUCACACGAGUUCUUUAUAUUACACUGGAAUAAAUGCAUUUCCUCGGAACAACCGAUGAACGCAUAAAAGUAAUUUUUUUAAGUAGAGAGUCAUUUUCUUUGUCGGGAUUAGAUACUUCUUUUUCCGUUGUUGCUUACUUCAGAUGAUCAGUUCCACGGUCUGGAUCAGCCGAAAUAUGUCAAACGAUAUCUCUAAAUCUCGGGGGUUUCCUUGUUUAUAGAGAGCGUGAAAAGUUGUUUACCAAAUUCACUAAAUCAGAAAGCUAGAUAAGCUCGUUAAUUUCCAUGCAAUUAUUAAUUAAUUGUUAGGCCGUCUGUGCACACGACCACAAUACACGUAGUUUCUCGCGAGGAAAUUGUGUUCUCAAAAAUCAACAUAAGUAACAUUUGAUGUCGUUGUUGCCUCGGACGGUUUUGACAAUGCUCUGGUUGAUUCUCGCCGGGGCAACGACGAAGCACUGCUCGGGAAGGAUUUAGCAAACGAUAUCAGCUUUGCUUUUAUUGACAUUUCCUGCCGCUGAUAAAAUAUUGGGUUUUCACCGCUUGUUGUGUGUUUAUCAUCUGUGUUGAGAGCUCGGUUUCACAAGAAUGUACCGGUCGUUGGAAAAACUCGUUCCGUGCCUGCUGUUUUGCCUUAAUUUAAUAGCUGCAAGUAAACAGCACUACAGUGACUUGGAAAGACUCCAAAAAGAUUUAUUCUCCAACUACAGUACAAACAUCAUUCCACAGAAAGAAAAAACUGCUGCAGUCAAUGUCACAUUUGAUUUAGCUCUCAACCAAAUUAUUGAUUUGGACGAGAGACUGCAAACUAUGACGACCAUUGUGUGGGUGAGGCUGUACUGGAACGACUUCAGACUGAAAUGGAACAUUUCCCAUUACGGAGCAAUACGGUCGUUUGUGACAUCAUCGAAGAAAGUGUGGCUUCCAGAUAUCACUUUGUAUAACAAUGCUAACGACAACUAUGACAAAGAGAAAGAAGAAUAUUAUGGGCUCACCAUUAACUCCAAUGGAAAUGUAGGCUGGUUCUACCCAACGAUAUUCAAAAGUUCAUGCACGAUUGAUGUGACAUAUUUUCCAUUCGAUGAUCAGAAAUGUAUCCUAAAGUUUGGCUCGUGGUCAUAUCACGGUCUGAGUCUGGACAUAUAUCAUAAUGGACCAGGCGACACUGACGCUUUCACCGAUAACGGAGAAUGGGUUCUAGUCGGGAUGCCUGUGACCAAGUUUAUAACCAAGUAUCGUUGCUGUCCGGAGCCUUAUCCAUUCAUCACCUACAAUAUUAUAAUCCGCCGUCGGACCAUGUAUUACAUUCUAAACUUCUUGACUCCCUGUGUCCUAAUGUCCGCUUUGACAAUCCUGGGAUUUUUUCUACCUGUGGAGUCUGGGGAGAGGAUGAACGUGGGUGUGACUGUGCUACUGUCGUUAACUGUGAUACUGCUGUUAUUAGCCGAAGAGCUUCCGGCCACGUCGGAAGUGGUGCCACUCAUUUCACGCUACUACACGCUUACAAUGAUAAACGUUUUCAUCUCAAUCGUUUUCACGUGCAUUGUACUCACGUUUCACCAUCACGCGCCCACGCCCCUGCCGGCCUGGGUGCGACUUUUUAUUUGCCAGUGGUGCGCAAACGCGUUACGCGUGAAGCGCAACGGAAGCAAAAACGAAUCAUGCCUCCCCGCGAAGCGCUUCCUUAAAAACCGGAACAUGAGGAGACAUUCGCUGGGAGAGAGGCUCUACAGCGAGGAAAGCGCAGAGCCUGUUGCUACAAACCCGUUUGUAAACGCGAAUCAUGCACAACCGCCUGGGUCGGCAUCUACGGUGUCGAUCCAGUUGAAGAAGUUAGACGAUCGAAAUCCGACUGUACGAAAGAGAUUUAAUCAGGGUUUGAAGCAAUCCGAAGCUUUAGACAUUCUUGCAGAAAGAACUAAGAAAGACGACGAGAAAGAGCGGCACAAGGAGGAAUGGCGUUUUGCCGCUCAGGUGCUUAAUCGAUUGUUCAUGUGGAUUGUUCUGUUUCUUGUUGUGUUCAACUGUCUCAGCGUUUUAUUUUCAGCUCCAAGUGAGAACCUUAACUAGAUCAAACUAUGAAUGUGGGAAUUUCGAUACUGCUGUCUCAUUCUACGCCGGGACGGCUCUCUAAAGCGAAGUCGCAAAAAGUCGGUAGGUCCUCGUUGUUGCAGCCACUGACUCUCUUCAUCUACCUUAAGGCGGACAACUCUUUUCUGAGAAAAUUCUCUUAAGGUGGACACCUAUCUUAGUCGGACACCUCCCUGAGACGACACCUCCUUGAGGUGGACAGUCACACCUGGUCCUUAACUCGUGCGCUUGUACUCAAUCGCUUCCUUAACUUAUGAAGAGUCGCACGACACUAUGGGGCCGUGCAAAGACGUUAAUUGUUCAAGAUGACCUUUUAAAGAUCUCAACCAAUGACAUGCGGUGUAAGUCAUAUAUUAAUUCAUCUCUGCCAGUUUUAUGGACAAGCUACCAAAUGUGCUGCUUCAUAAAAAAAAAACCCAGUAAGCUAGUUAAAAGUACAACUGAUGUGAAACGUAGACAGAGAUGCAAUAUUAAUGUAGAAAUUCUUCAUUGACAAGGAAGUGUGCAGCCAGCUCAACUAAAGAGAUCAAAACUCGAAGACAAAACAGGAAUUCAAGAAAAAGAAACUUUAAUAGAAGGGAUGAGAUGGACUUUCAGAUUCCUUAGCUUGGUUGAUUUAACGGUGCGGAUUAGGAAUGGACAAAGACCAUUUAUUCUAUUAUCUGUCUUUGCUUGUUCUCUCCAGAGGGCUAAUGAACUGUCAAGAAGCAACGGCCAUCAGUCUUUGCAUCCCUUGAGUACAUCUUUGCUCGAAGCGAUAAGACUGGUAACUAGAUUGUAUGAAGAUUACAACUUGUAUAUUCCUGUCUAUGGAAACCUACUUAUUCUGCUCCCUGCGGAAGCUGAUGAAUUUACUCUUAGUAGUAUUUCUACUUCAACUCCCCCCCUCCUAAGGUGGGAUGCUGGUCCAUCGCAGGAUUCCCCCACCCUCCCUCCCCCCAAUGUUCUUCAGGUUGCCACAACAACCUGACAAAAACAAAACUAAACCAAAUCAAACAGAGCUGAAUAAGUGUGGUUCAGAAAAGAAGGUGUGGUGUGAAUAGUGUUUAAAUGUGUAUUAUAGGUAUACAGCGAUGUUCAGAACAAUAAUCAUCAUGAAGAACAUCAAUAAAGAUAAACACGAGUUGGUUUUGUUCGACGGGUCUUAAUCUGUUCAAGUUUUUUACUCUUUCAUUUCUCUCCAUUCAACAUUGUUUAGCCACGCAUUUUUUGUUUCUCUCUCAAUAUGCGAUGACCGUUUUUGAGGGUCGAAAUCUUGCGCAUUUGAUAAUAUUAUCAAAGCUACUUUAAUAAACGCUUACCAAGAAGACAAAACCUGCUCCAAAAAGGGGGUGGGGCAGAAAUUUUCAUCUUUGAAACGAAAAGGCCCCAAUUUGGGUAUACAUUCUCGUCAAGAUGAAGUGACAAUGACGUCCUUAACUUUUCUAAUCCUGAGAGAAAGUAGUAACACUGGCGUUCUGGCUGACGUUAGCCUGUCGAGAAGCCCACGUACAUCAGUAGUGUGAUUAGCACGCGCAAUUUAUAACCUUUAUCGAGGUAUCUUUACAACUUCCUAAUUUACAAAAUCAAGGUAAAAAAGAUCCUUUCUGCCGAGUUACGUCAAGUCGGACUGGAAAUUGCACAAACCCCACUUUACUCGGUCCCUAAGCCAUGACCCAGAGUCAAAUAUUUUCCCGUGUACCCCUUCCAUUUAGACGAUAAGCCCAUAAUAAUUCUCGCGGAUUUUUAUUGGUAAAGCAGUUAAAACAGUGCACACACUCCGAGUACUGUCGGGUAGCUUCGAGUUGUUUUGAUUUGGCUAAGGUUCGUACACACCAGGGGACUAGUCCCUAAGACUAGUCCCUGCUACAAGGCCCCGGGAGAGAUCUCAUCGUGUGAGCUACCCGUUUUUGUCAAAAAAUCAGUCUAACCCCGGGGACCAAAUUCGGUCCCUGUGACUUGUCCCUCAAAACCCAUCUUGUAAACUGCUCGUGGGACAAGUCUCUGCGACCAAAUUGAAAUAAACCAAUCACAGACCUGCAUGAUAAGCCCCCAUAACUCCGUGCGCUUUCUAUUUCGAGAUGGUGCCUAGCCACUCGGCUCGGGAUGACGGCAUUGAUGUUGAAGAAACAGCUUAGAGAGUUACUACCUCGAGAAUUCUGAUAGAAUUUUACGAAAGCAACAUUGACAACUCUGUUACCUGGAAAUCACAUAAAAGAAGCUCUGGAUAAUUUGGCUGAACAAUCUUUAUUUUAUUGUAUUGCGCUGAUUUAUUUAAAUGCUAAAUUUGUUAAUUUAAGUUUAAUAAUAUCGAUUUCAAAUUGGGAAAGCCGCAGAAUGAAAGAAUGCUGCCAUUUCCCCCUAGUUUUUACUAUAUUCCUGUGCAGUUAGUCCCCGCGCGUGAUCGCCACGAGGGAGGAGUCCCACAACCAGUUCCCUCGUGUAAACUCUUCAAGGGACUUGUCGCAGAGAAUACUCUCGGGGACUUUUCCCUUCUUGUGUGCCGACCCGCGCCCUCCCCUCCCACCUAGUGCUUUGCUAGAAAUUGCAGACGUACUCGCGUACGAAGCCAAGAAGGUUUCUACAUCAAGGUUUCGAAGCAAAACUCAUGAGUGUUUCCGGCUAUAAAUAUUUUACUCAAUUCCAAGAGGAACCUCGCAAGAACACGUUCUAAUGACGCAAACAAGUUAUUAAAACCACGGUGGGUUAAAGCAUAAUAAUAAAAAAGAAGAGCAAGACAAAAUAAAUCGAGGAAGCUUAAUUAAAGAAAAGCACAAAU
This is a messenger RNA of Orbicella faveolata, 5409 nucleotides long. RefSeq names its product neuronal acetylcholine receptor subunit alpha-7-like. Gene Ontology annotation, molecular function: acetylcholine-gated monoatomic cation-selective channel activity; transmembrane signaling receptor activity. Gene Ontology annotation, cellular component: postsynaptic membrane. Gene Ontology annotation, biological process: monoatomic ion transmembrane transport. The record is from RefSeq and is a predicted model, not a curated record. Lineage: Eukaryota; Metazoa; Cnidaria; Anthozoa; Scleractinia; Merulinidae.